ACAAAUGGUAUAAUUGGUAAAUAAUUCUGCGGUCACAUUAAAACUUAAACACCUUCAGUCACUCUUAAUUUUAAAACCACAUGUGCGCUCAGUUAAACAAUAUAGUUUUGUGAAUCCAAAGCAUAGAUAGCUAUGGACAAUGAAAGCGAAAAUUGUAGUAUGGAAGUGGUGGAGCCCGAGGACGCGGAGAGCGACAUGAGCUCAAACAGCGGUAGUGACGAAGAAGAUGAUAACGCUGAGCCCAAGGUCCCCAAAGAGGUUUACUUGCCCGGAACGAAAUUGGCCGACGAUGAGGAACUGGUCUGCGAUGAGAGUGCAUACGUGAUGCUGCACCAAGCUUCUACAGGAGCUCCCUGCCUGAGCUUCGAUGUUAUACCUGACGAGUUGGGUACGGGACGGCAGUCGUUUCCGAUGACGGCUUACAUUGUGGCCGGCACUCAAGCUUCCCGUGCCCAUGUUAACAACCUUAUUGUGAUGAAAAUGAGCAACUUGCACAAGACGCAGGACGAUGACGGCGAUGAAGACGAAGACGAGGAGUUGGAAGACUACCAAGACGACGUGGCUGACAGGGAGGAGCUUAAGAAGCCGCAGAUGACAUGCGCCCUGAUUAAGCACCAAGGGUGCGUUAAUCGCGUCCGUGCCCGCCGCUUGGGCAACUCGGUUUACGCCGCCUCAUGGAGCGAGCUUGGUCGUGUCAACAUCUGGGACCUAACCCAGCCCUUGCAGGCCGUCGAGGACGCUCAGAUGGCCAAGCAGUAUGAACAAAGCGAAUUACGUCCGGUGUUUACUUUCGGUGGCCACCAGCAGGAAGGCUUCGCCAUCGACUGGAGUCCUAGUUCAGAUGGUGUGCUGGCGACAGGCGACUGUCGGCGAGACAUACACGUGUGGACACCGGUGGAAGACGGAACAUGGAAAGUGGACCAACGUCCACUAGUGGGCCACUCACAGUCAGUUGAAGAUCUGCAAUGGAGUCCAAACGAACGUAGCGUGCUCGCGUCCUGUUCGGUGGACAAAACCAUCCGCAUUUGGGACUGCCGCGCGGCGCCUCAGAAAGCAUGUAUGCUGACAUGCCAGGAUGCUCACCAGAGCGACGUAAACGUGAUUUCGUGGAAUCGCACCGAGCCUUUUAUCGCCAGUGGCGGUGACGACGGCUACCUCCACAUUUGGGACCUACGUCAGUUUCAAAACAAAAAGCCUAUUGCCACUUUUAAGCACCAUACGGACCACAUCACUACUGUUGAAUGGAGUCCCGGCGAAGCUACCGUACUGGCGUCAGGUGGCGACGAUGACCAAAUUGCUUUGUGGGAUUUGGCUGUAGAGAAGGACAACGAUCAGGCGGUGGACACGGCGCAAAACGAAGACGUCCUAAGCAAGUUGCCCCCACAACUUCUUUUUAUUCACCAGGGGCAAAAGGAGAUUAAAGAGCUACACUGGCACCCUCAACUACCGGGCGUCCUGCUUUCUACAGCCCACAGUGGCUUUAACAUCUUUCGCACAAUCAGUGUCUAACUACGCAGGUCUUCUAUUAUACUGUUACAUAACGCUACAAAAUAAAAACGAAACAAAAAUUAAAA
Molecule: messenger RNA, 1574 nt
Organism: Drosophila erecta
Lineage: Eukaryota; Metazoa; Arthropoda; Insecta; Diptera; Drosophilidae
Product: glutamate-rich WD repeat-containing protein 1
Exons: 1
Coding region: 133-1509 (458 amino acids)
Molecular function (GO): protein binding
Source: RefSeq, a predicted model, not a curated record